UGGCGCAUCGUUUCGCCACCCUGUGUUUCUUGUUUCUCGACCGGCCGCCGCUGCCCGCUGUCGCACAGUAGCCAACACGUAGCGGCGCCUUCCACAUCGCGCGACAACCCGCUGCCCGAAUGAUGGACUCGCUGCUCCUCCACCUUGUCCCCUCUAUUGUCGACCAGAAAAUGGCUAGCCUCAUGCACCUGGUCGUCCACAAUUACAAUGAACUCAUACAACAUAAAAAACACCCCCUGGUGGACCAGUGGCUGCUGAUGGACUCCCCGGUGCCGCUGCUGCUCAUCCUGGGCUUCUAUCUCUACUUCGUGCUGAAGCUGGGGCCCGCGCUCAUGGCCCACCGCAAGCCCUUCGAGCUGCAGAAAGUGCUCAUCUUCUACAACGCCUACCAGGUCGUGUUCAGCGUGUGGCUAUGCCUAAUGCCAGUUCGAGUGGGAGCGAUGGAUUAUCUUUUUAAGCAUGUCUGUCAACCGAUGGAACACCGAAAUCCAUUUGCGUACCAGGUGUCGAGUGGGGCCUGGUGGUACUUCUUCUCAAAAAUUAUUGAGCUGCUAGAUACGGUAUUCUUUGUCCUGCGGAAGAAACAAAGCCAAGUGACUUUCCUACACGUGUACCACCACACAAUUACUGCACUUUUCUCUUGGGGAUACCUCAAGUUUCUGCCAGGUGAACAAGGCGUCGUUAUUGGAGUGCUCAAUUCUUUCGUGCACGUGUUCAUGUACACAUACUACUUGCUGGCAGCCCUCGGCCCUCGCUAUCAGAAGUACCUUUGGUGGAAAAAGUACAUGACUUGGAUCCAGCUCGGGCAGUUUUGCAUCAUGUUAAUGUACCUGCUAUUCCUUUUGGCCUACGACUGUGAGUUUCCUAAGGCGCUGACAUUCUUCUUCGUAGGAAACGUGGUGAUCUUCCUGUACCUGUUCUUCGACUUCUACAGAAAUGCGUACAAGAAACGCGCCUGACAUUUUAGUCCACACAGCGCAUAAGCUUCACAGAUGCCAGCUUUAAGCAAACUUGAGAAGUGUGCUGUAUCUCCCAUUGUAAAUAGUCCCAUCGCAUGUGUAUCGGUUAGAAGCUAAGUACGAAUCACUUUCACCUCUGCUAUACUGAUUCAUUUCUCUGUUAACAUUUGGUCAGUAUACAGAACACUCAUUUCUUUAAGUGUGCCGUAUUUAUUGCUAUCGGCUUUCGUAGGAACUGGUCCACAGAAUGUGUUUUACGCCUUAUAUAUAUUUCUUCUACUAUCAGUAAUCUUUCACCCGUCUCAGGUCUGAGAAUUGAGAGGUUGACAAGUGAAAGGAUACAUGUCAUUUAUCUGGACAGAAAUUGUAGCCUCUGUGGUAUCAAGAUGUUCUGUCUCUCGGAAGAGUGUCAGUGCCGUGUUACAAACACAAGAAUAAACGAAGACAAUGAAAACAUUAAUGAUACUUGGUUGUACGUCUUUCAGCUUAUACACACAACCACUGGUUCCGAAACUUAUUUUUAAACAUAAGAAUAAAAAUUCUAAAUCUUUAUUCAGCAACAUUUCUGAUGAUCUGAAUGAGUGAGCGGAACGUUCAUUUCCGUUAUUCAUUUUAGUUGUGACCAACGGAUAAGUUUACAUGUUCUGAGACAAACACUUCUAGAAAAUAAUAUGACACUGAAGAGAACGUAGUGUUGUAUAAACACACACGCAUUUAUUGUGUCUGACAGAUUCUCAUGUUAAUAAUUAAUUUAUUGUUGCUGAUUUCAUAUGAUUGCAAUCAUAUUAACUUGACACUUGUUCAUAUAAAUUCAUUAUGAAGAGUAUGUAUGAGAAGUUCGGUGUUUCCGACAUUUGCAACAGAACUGUUUCUAUGCCAGAACUAUUACAUUUUUGAAAGUAUUUAAUUUUUUCAAACUUCAUGUGUAUCUCAUUUCAUAUAAUGUACAACAAAUAAAAUAUUAAAAGCCUGAAACCUAAA
This is a messenger RNA of Schistocerca gregaria, 1940 nucleotides long. RefSeq names its product elongation of very long chain fatty acids protein 7 (gene bond). The transcript is spliced from 8 exons. Gene Ontology annotation, biological process: sphingolipid biosynthetic process; fatty acid elongation, polyunsaturated fatty acid; very long-chain fatty acid biosynthetic process. Lineage: Eukaryota; Metazoa; Arthropoda; Insecta; Orthoptera; Acrididae. The coding region runs from base 120 to 959 and encodes 279 amino acids. Gene Ontology annotation, cellular component: endoplasmic reticulum membrane. The record is from RefSeq and is a predicted model, not a curated record. Gene Ontology annotation, molecular function: fatty acid elongase activity.